Molecule: messenger RNA, 3150 nt
Organism: Aquila chrysaetos chrysaetos
Lineage: Eukaryota; Metazoa; Chordata; Aves; Accipitriformes; Accipitridae
Gene: SLC7A3
Product: solute carrier family 7 member 3
Exons: 12
Coding region: 623-2527 (634 amino acids)
Biological process (GO): transmembrane transport; amino acid transport
Cellular component (GO): plasma membrane
Molecular function (GO): amino acid transmembrane transporter activity
Source: RefSeq, a predicted model, not a curated record
GAGCCGCUUUCCUUGCAGCUCCUCUCACCUUGUGCCGGCUGCCUGCUCCACAGGGUGCUCGUCUCCCAGAGCUUUUAGGGGAUGGGUGGCAGCUGUGAGGAAGGGAAGUGGGUGUGUUGCACAUUUAGGGCAACUGCAGCCUGCAGUUGCAGCGUGCGGGCUGCUCGGCAAGCACUGUCAGCAUGCAAGGGAUGUGCGCCGGGGGCCCGCGCUGUGUGUCUGGCCAUGCAUCCCUGCCGAGGGUGUAGUGCAGAUGCUGGGAGCAAAGGAGGAAUGGCUGUGUCCCAGUGAGUCAGCCCAGCCUGCCAAAUCCUCAUUUGGAGGAAUGCUUUGUCUUCCUGCCAUCGCUGCUGUGCACGCCCACACGCCUGGCUGGAGGGAUGCGCCAGCAGUCAAGUUUGGGCUGAGGGAUCUCCUGGCUGCCAAAUCAGUGGGGAGUUGCUGGGAGACAGUGGGCAAGCUCUGGGACAUGCCCGGGAGGCCCAUGGUGGAGACCACACAGGGCUUGUGCAACGAGCCUAUUUCCACCAUGGACUUGCUGGGUUCAUCCCUGGCUCACUCUCCUGGUGCAGGGGCUGUGCAGGGGUUUUGAGCAGCUGAGCACCACCCACGAGAGGACAAGAUGUUUGGAGGAAAAAUGACCAGUGUUGGGAAGAAGCUGAUCCGCCGGCGCGUGGUGGAUCUGAGCUCCGAGGACACACGUUUUGCUCGCUGCCUCUCCACGCUGGAUCUCAUAGCCCUCGGGGUGGGCAGCACACUGGGGGCUGGUGUGUAUGUGCUGGCUGGGGAGGUGGCCAAGGAGAUGGCUGGUCCCUCCAUCGUCCUCUGCUUCCUUGUGGCUGCUCUCUCAUCGGUACUGGCUGGACUUUGCUAUGCAGAGUUUGGGGCCCGUGUCCCCAAGACUGGCUCUGCCUACCUCUACAGCUAUGUCACCGUUGGUGAGAUCUGGGCUUUCACAACUGGCUGGAACCUCAUCCUCUCCUAUGUGAUAGGCACAGCCAGUGUGGCUCGAGCCUGGAGCGCAGCAUUUGACAACAUCAUUGGCAACCACAUCUCCACCUUCUUCAUGAACAAGACCACACUGCAUCUGCCAGGGGUGCUGGCUGAGCGCCCGGACUUCUUCGCCCUGAUCCUGAUUGGGCUGCUCACUGCGCUGCUGGCCUUUGGCGUCAGCGAAUCUGCCCUCGUGAACAAAAUCUUCACGGCGGUGAACCUGGUGGUGCUGGGCUUUGUCAUCAUCGCCGGCUUCGUGAAAGGAGACAUCAAGAACUGGCAGCUCUCAGAGGAGGACUACAUCAACCACUCAUACCCACUGGAUGAUAUCAGCAAAAAAGCCUUCGGCUCCGGCGGGUUUGUCCCCUUUGGACUGGAAGGGAUCCUGACUGGUGCUGCCACCUGUUUCUAUGCCUUCGUGGGCUUUGACUGCAUUGCCACCACAGGGGAGGAAGCCAGGAACCCACAGCGCUCAAUCCCUAUUGGCAUCAUUGUGUCCCUCCUCAUCUGCUUCGUGGCUUAUUUCGGGGUCUCUGCGGCCCUGACCCUCAUGGUGCCCUACUUCCUCCUGAACAAGGAGAGCCCCCUGCCUGAGGCUUUCAAGGCAGUGGGCUGGGAGCCCGCCCGCUACGCUGUUGCCGUCGGCUCGCUCUGUGCCCUCUCCACCAGCUUGCUGGGCUCCAUGUUCCCCAUGCCCCGUGUGAUCUAUGCCAUGGCGGAGGACGGGCUGCUCUUCAAGUUCCUCUCCAGCAUCAACAACCGCACGAAGACCCCUCUGUCAGCAACCAUCACCUCAGGGCUCCUUGCAGCGGUGAUGGCCUUCCUGCUUGACCUGAAGGACCUGGUGGACCUCAUGUCGAUCGGCACGCUGCUGGCCUACUCCCUGGUGGCGGUGUGCGUGCUCAUCCUCCGGUACCAGUCCGGGCAGCUGAACUCCCCAAAGGCCAUGGAGAUGCUAGAGCUGAACGGGAAUGAGGAGGAGAGGGUGAUCAUGAACCCUGCUGUCACCACUGCCAGUACCCAGCAGAAAGAGACACUGUCCCUGGCAACACUCUUCAACCCGCCUGAGGACACCCCCACCAUGCUCUCGGGGCGUAUUGUCUAUGUCUGUGUCUCGGUCAUCGCCACACUGAUCACGGUCAUCUGCGUGGUCCUCACCCUCAAGGUGACCGCGCUGAAAGACGCCAGCGUGGGCUGGAUUGUGGCCCUGGUGCUGCUCCUCAUGGCUCUGCUCAUUCCCACCAUCAUCGUUUGGAGGCAGCCACAGAGCAACGCGCGGUUGAACUUCAAAGUACCUUUCCUCCCACUCCUGCCGAUCUUCAGCAUCUUUGUUAACAUCCUGCUGAUGGUACAGCUGAGUGCCGGCACCUGGGUGCGGUUUGCCAUCUGGAUGGCUGUGGGUUUUAUGAUUUACUUCGGCUACGGGAUUCGGAACAGCGUGGAAGGGAAAAAUGCAGAAGAACCCUGUGCCACAGUAGAAAAGCCUCUGCACCACCCUGGACUGGACCUUGGCCCCGGGGCUGCUGCGGUCUGAGGUACCAGGCAUUGGCACUCCGUGGAUCUCUGCUAGUAUUCCCACUCGGGAACAAGAUCAUGAUCCGCACGGUACAUCCAUCCCCUCUCCUGCAGGGAGUGAGUCCCAAAGUCAGGACCACAGAACUGGGUCGUGUGCUGCCCUUUCCCCUUGCAGAGCAAAGGUCACGGAGAUGAGUCCCCGGGCCAGGUGGGAGCGCCGGUGGCCCGGGGCUGGUCUCUGCCAUCCCCCCCAACCCUGCUGAGGGGCAGUGACACUGGUAUGGCCCUCCUGCUGUAAGCUGCUGUCAGAAAUGCUGCUUUCCCUGCACAUGGGAGGCCCCAUGUGAUGGCACAGCUGUAUUCGUUCUCUCUGUCCAUGUGGCUGUGGUCACCACCUCCUCUCUGUGCUUUCCAAGCGCCAGGCGUGUACAUGGCAGCCAUGCAAUGAGGCUUGGGGUGGUUUGUUCUGGUAUUGCCAGCAGUCUGGUGCUGCCCUGGCCAUGCUGCUUGGUACGAGCAUCUAGCUCGGGUGUCUGUGAAGAUGUCCACAGUGUAGCCGUAGCAGUGUCCAACCUCAUAUGCCUUUGUAUAAUUGGUGUUUUAAUGUCGACUUUUAUACCUAUUAAACUAAAUGUUUUUUAA